GACCCGCACUGAUUAAACAGAGAGGGAACGAAGACUCUCUCUCUGGCAGAAAAAAACCUGCGGUAGUGGGGAUAGACCCAGCGACGCCACCCCUCUAAAAACCGAAAGAAUAUCGACAGAGGGUGAAAAGAAGGCGGAGCAACGUGGGAGAGGGGAUGAAAAAUUUUUGGACUGUUUUUGUGAGAGCUUGUCUCCCGUUUCAAGCCACAGUGCGAGUGCCAGUCAGUUGAGCUGAGAUUCGUGGUCGUGGUGUCACUCUUUCCGACAAACUGUUCGCGAAUCUUUGGGAGCGUUCGGGGAAGACGUACUCGCGCUGCACGGGGAACGGUUGCGGGGAUUUUGCACGUGGUUCGUGACAUUCUCAGUAACGGUGACAUUAUUAUUAGAGUGAUAUACAGUUUUCCAUUAAAUUCUCCUAGGAUAACUGUGACUUUGGUUCAAGUGAUACAAAGUUACCCAUUAAAUUCGCAAAGUAUAACUCAGGGUGACUUUGGUUUGAAGUGAUACUUAGUAAGCUAUUAAAGUUUCCAAGAUAUACAGCUUGGUGACAUUAUUUUGAAGAGUGAUCCACAGUUGAAAUUAUAUAUAUAAUAUAGCCGAUUGAAUUCUCCAAGUAUAUUGGUGAAAUUAUAUUGAAGUGAUAUACAGUGGGCUAUUAAAGUUUCCAAGAUAUACAGCUUGGUGACAUUAUUUUGAAGAGUGAUCCACAGUUGAAAUUAUAUAUAUAUAGCCGAUUGAAUUCUCCAAGUAUAUUGGUGAAAUUAUAUUGAAGUGAUAUACAGUGGGCUAUUAAAUUCUCCAAGAGUAUAAUACAAAUUUGACAGCGGUUAAAGUGAUGCCCUAUUGAUAUUAUAUUCAGAAGCCUAUUGAAGUAUAUUGAUGACAUUACAGUAUAUUGAAGUGAUAUACAGUUAUUCAGUAGGCUAUUAAAUACUUCAAGUUUUGACACCCUGGUGAAACUGUGCGGAGACAAAUAAUAUAUUGACAUACUACAACUUUGUGUACGGAAUGUGGUUGACCAUUUAAUUCAGUAGGAUUUCGAAUAUUUUCAAAAUAACGGUGACAUUUAAUUUGUUGAAGUUAUACACAGUUUGCUAUCAUAUUCAGUAUAGUGAGACAUAGUUGAAAUCCACAACAGGUUGUGAGCGAAAUAUAGUUGACAAUUUGAAACCAUAACAAGUUCAGUGAUAAAUAGUUGAAAUCCACGACAGGUUGUGUUCAAGAUAUAGUUGAAAGUUUGGAAAAAUAACAUCAAGUAAAGUGAUAAAUAGUUGAUUUACUAUAACAAGUUGAUAGAGUUGUACAAUAAUUGAUGUGGUUAAAUUUUGUGGAUUAUGUUUGAAACUUGUGAUGAAAUAGUUAUGAAACUUGCUGUAUUUUGAAAUGGUUUAGUGAGCGUAUGAAUUGAAAUUUGUUGUGCUAUGGGUUUUUGAAUUCACCAGAAUAUUAUACAAAGAAAUUUCGUUUGAAAAAGUUAUAUCGAUCAUUAUAUCAUUAUAACUGGUGACAGUUGAAAACGUGUGGAGUGAAGUGACUUGAUAGUGAACUGGAAUUAGAAUUUUCAGUGAAGUUGUAAACAAUUGCAAGUGAUUUAAUGUACUAUCAAGACUCGAAGCUGUUCCCAACAGGCCUCCCAAAAACCAUUAUUCAAAAAACUUCAUUGAUUUACAGCUAUCCCUAUCUUUGGAAACCUUGUUCCAAGUGAACAUAGCCCACUUGUCAAUUAUCAAUUGAUUUAUUCUAGCUUUCAAUAAAGCUUCUAAAGCUUGCUUUGCUUCAAAUCUUCUCCUCCAGAUUACCAAUACAUUGCAAUACGCCUAUAUUGUAACAGCUGCAAUACAAUUGGAGGCACUUCAGUGAACUUUGAACCCUUCUCUUGAUAGAAAUCAUCUUCCUCGAAGUACAGUUCAAAAGCUGUGAACUCCCAUUGAACUCUCAAAUCCAAUACAGCACAUGUGAUUACAUCUAUGAUUGAAGUGGAGUAGGUCUGAGUAGUUAUAGAGCUUGUAUUUUGAAGACUCAACGUUCACAUUCAACCAGAUAGAAAUAUUCAUCAACAAUCUCGGUUGUUUGAAGCUUUCGGUUACCAUCUAUCGUCUGGAACCUCCGGUGGACUCUGUGAUUUCCCAAAACCCCAGUUAUUAUCCGGAACCUCCGAUGACAUUCUUCCACCACCGGUGAACCAAUUGUACUAAUCUUCAAUCACCGGUGAACCAGUUGCACCCAUCUUCGACCACCGGUGAACCAGUUGCACCCAUUUCCGACACCGGUGAACCAGUUGCACCCAUUUCCGACACCGGUGACCAGUUGCACCCAUCUUCAACCACGGUGAACCAGUUGCACCCAUCUUCGACACCGGUGAACCAGUUGCACCCAUCUUCAACCACCGGUGAACCGGUUGCGCCCGGCCUCCCGGUGCUUCUAUGACGACGGCCUUGUGAUGCAUCUGCCCUCGGCCUCCUCUCCAACCUCCGCCGCGGCCAUGAGCACCGACCUGUUCGCCGGCAUCCAGGAAGCCCUGCAGGAGUACCACGGCGAACUGGUUCAAACCGGUUCACCGGCCAUCCUUUGCUCGGCGCUGCCGACGCAUUGGAGGUCCAACAAAUCGCUUCCCGUGGCGUUCAAGGUGGUGGCACUCGAUGACGUCAUGGACGGGACUGUGGUCACGGUGCGAGCCGGAAACGAUGAGAACUUUUGUGCUGAGAUGAGAAAUUGUACGGCCGUCAUGAAGAACCAGGUCGCUAAGUUCAAUGAUCUCAGAUUUGUGGGGCGCAGUGGACGGG
Nilaparvata lugens (brown planthopper) is the source of this 2783-nucleotide messenger RNA. Its product is annotated as segmentation protein Runt-like. The record is from RefSeq and is a predicted model, not a curated record. Gene Ontology annotation, molecular function: ATP binding; RNA polymerase II cis-regulatory region sequence-specific DNA binding; DNA-binding transcription factor activity, RNA polymerase II-specific. Gene Ontology annotation, cellular component: nucleus. The transcript has a single exon. Lineage: Eukaryota; Metazoa; Arthropoda; Insecta; Hemiptera; Delphacidae. Gene Ontology annotation, biological process: regulation of DNA-templated transcription. The annotation marks the transcript as partial.